AUGUCCGUGGCAGUGGAAACAGUCCCUGCCCAGAGCGAUACUGCUGAUACCAAUUCAGAGCUCUAUCGCGACAUAAUCUCCCAAUUCCCACUACUCAAUGCAUAUACGCAACUGCUGUUUGGAUUCAAGCUGCCAGCUGAUGCAGACCGCGAUGCCAUUGUCGCAUCCCUCCAGGGCGGCUUUGACAAGAUUAAAGCGCAGAUCCCUUGGACAGGAUGGCAGGUGGCUCGGGAGUCCAAACCUGGCGGCAUUUUGAAGGCGGUGCCGUGGCCGGCGGAUGUGCCCGAAGACCGCAUCAGGGCUAAAUAUUGUGACGACCUCAUCGCGCCCAUGGCAAAGCUCAUCUCAGCCGGUGUGCCGAUCCAUAUGCUCGACGGAUCGGUCUUGACUCCUUGGCCGGCACUGCCUCAUCCCCGGGGCCUCGAAGGUCCUGACCCCGUCAUCGCUAUGCAAGCUAACUUUGUGCGCGGUGGCCUGAUCCUCAAUCUCAGCACUCACCACACUAUCAUCGACGGCACUGGCAUCUACCAAUUUCUGAACCUGCUGGCCCUCGUCAUGGCCAGUAAGGAGAUUCCGGCUGAUGACCUGGAACAGGCCAACCGUGACCGCAGCCGCGUAAUCCCAUUGAUUCCACGCGGUGAUCUUCUCAAGGACUACAGCCACCUGCGGCGACCACCUGGCUACACUUGGGCGACGCCCUCGAGCCCGCUGAUGUGGUGCUACUUCAAGAUGCCAGUCAACGCUCUUGCUCGGCUCGUCAAAUUGGUCAAAGAUGACGUAUCAGCCAACAAACCGGGCUCUUUCAUGGUGUCCGAGAACGACAUCUUCUCCGCCUUUGCCUGGCAACGCCUCUGUGCCGUGCGUAUUGCCAACGGACAGCCGCCAGAGCGAAUGUCGAAGCUUGGCCGAGCCAUUGACGGCCGUAUGGCGCUGGGAGUACCGCUGACUUACAUGGGACACAUGGUAUGCCACGCUUUGGUACGACUGUCCUUGGGGCAGGUGGCCGAACUCUCCCUGCCACAGAUCGCGCAGGUGUUGCGCCGUGAGCUCAACCAGGCCAACACGGCAUGGGCUAUCCGUAGCUUUGCUACAUUCAUGGCCCGCGAGCCAGACACAUCUAGCCUGCUGUAUGGCGGCACACACGAUCCCCGGGCAGACCUCAUGGUGACGGCAACCGGCCAGGUGGCGCCUCUGCCGGCAUCUUGGGGCCCAUUAGGCCGGUCGUGCUUCUUCCGCCGACCAACCGCGGCUCCGAUCCCUGGCUGCUUGAUCAUCAACGAUGCUGAGGGUGCCUUCAUUCCUCUAACGCUGUGCAUGCCCGAGGACGACAUCAACGGUUUGAAGAAAGACCCACUGUGGAAGCAGUAUGUAAGAUAUGUUGGGUAG
Molecule: messenger RNA, 1386 nt
Organism: Trichoderma aggressivum f. europaeum
Lineage: Eukaryota; Fungi; Ascomycota; Sordariomycetes; Hypocreales; Hypocreaceae
Exons: 1
Coding region: 1-1386 (461 amino acids)
Molecular function (GO): acyltransferase activity, transferring groups other than amino-acyl groups
Source: RefSeq, a predicted model, not a curated record